GCGCGCACGACACGCAACGCGCCCAUAAUGGCGGCGCAAUACAUCGGCAGCAAGAUCAGCCUGAUCUCCAAGAGCGAGAUCAGAUACGAGGGCAUUUUGUACACGAUCGACACCGUGGACUCGUCGCUCGCGCUUCAGAAUGUGAGAUCCUUCGGCACGGAAGGACGGAAGAAGAACGGCCCGCAGAUCCCGCAGUCCACGGAGAUCUACGACUACAUCAUCUUCCGCGGCAGCGACAUCAAGGACCUGACCAUGGAUCAGGCCGUCGCCGCGGCUCCCGCGGCGGCACCCCCCGUCCAGCAGCCCGUCCAGCAGCAGCGCAUGGCGCCGCCGAUGCAGCAGUAUCAGCAGCAGCCGCCGCAGCAGCAGUACCAGCAGCCGCCGCCGCAGCAGCAGUACCAGCAGCAGCCUCCGCGUCAGCAGCAGGCCCCCGCGCCCGCGGCGGCGCCGGCGAACCCGUGGAACCGCCAGCCCGUGAUGGCGCCCCCCGCGGCGGCGCCCGCGCGACAGACGCGUCCGCCCCCGCAGCAGCAGCAGCAGAGGCAGGCGGCGCCGAAACCCGCGCCGACGGUUGUGCCGAAGGCGAAACCGACGUCUUUCGCCGCCGCGAUCGGCGGCGGCGGCGGCGGAGCGCAGCCCAAGGGCGUCCCCGCGAGGGUGCCGCAGCACACGCUAGGCGGCGGCGGCGGCGGCGGCGCGGUGCCCGCCCCCCGCGCCGGCGGACGGGGCGGCAGAGGCGGCGCGGGCGUUCCCGCGCCGCGCGCCGGAGGACGGGGGCCCGUCCCGCGACCGAACGUGGGCGGCGACGGCCUCCUCCCGACGCGGAUGGCGGUCCCGACGGAGGACUUUGACUUUGUCGGCGCGUUCGCGAAGUUCCGGAAAGAAGCCGAGGCGAUGCGGUUGCAACAAGAGGCCGCGCCGACGUACGUCAAGGACGACUUCUUCGACUCGAUGUCGUGCGAAGCGCUCGAAAGACAGCAGCAGGCGACGCAAACUGGCGGUCGGUCGCGGUUCGCGGAGAUGCGCAGGCUCGACAUGGACACGUUCGGCGCCGCGGGCGGGCAAAACCAUAACCAAAACCGCGGCGGUCGCGGCGGCCAGAACAACGGCGGCAGAGGCGGCCAGAACAACGGCGGCAAAGGCGGCUUCCAGCAAGGAGGUCGCGGCGGCGGUCACCAGCAGGGCGGUCGGGGUGGCCGGGGUGGCGGUCGGGGCGGCCGCCGUUGA
Molecule: messenger RNA, 1227 nt
Organism: Micromonas pusilla CCMP1545
Lineage: Eukaryota; Viridiplantae; Chlorophyta; Mamiellophyceae; Mamiellales; Mamiellaceae
Exons: 4
Coding region: 28-1227 (399 amino acids)
Biological process (GO): cytoplasmic stress granule assembly; P-body assembly
Cellular component (GO): P-body
Molecular function (GO): mRNA binding
Source: RefSeq, a predicted model, not a curated record